Vitrella brassicaformis is the source of this 2497-nucleotide messenger RNA. Lineage: Eukaryota; Vitrellaceae. The record is from the annotation of a GenBank genome assembly.
GUGUCCCACAUCCCCAGGUUCUUCUCUCCUAUGUGCCCGUCUCUUGAUCCCUACACAUGGCCAUGGCCUACGCUGCUGGAGCCGUUCGAGCCCUAUGUUCAUUCCAAUCCAACAAUUGCGCCGGCUCGCCUUGCAUGUCACACUUCACUCUGCUCGGCUCUGCGUGUCUGAGUUCCCCGAGACAACUCUUCACUCGUGAUCAGCACAAUACUGGCAGCCCGGCUCCUUUUUAGGUGACAGGAACAACAUAAUAAUAUGGGCAGGUACGACGCUCUGGCUCAGGUAGGAUCAAGGGCUGUGCGACGGUGCCGCUGACGGCACGCCGCAGAGACAUCAUGAAGAACGGCAGCCACGUGGAAAUGCUGCAUAGACAGACACACAGGGAGAAUAACAAAUGCAGUGAGCAAACCGAUCGAUAAAUGCGCCUUACCAGCAGCCGGCGACCAGGAACAAGGUCAGUACUACACGGCGAAGAACGCCUUUCUCAGACCUGGACGAAAGCAUGGGAAGGUUGUUCCACCUCAUCAAAACACACAGCACGCACAGCUGGAAUAGCUGCUCGAUAGCCACCGGUAACACCAAACCCAUGCCUUCCUCCACAAGCUGCUCCCAUGACGCGCCUGCGUAAGCUUGGGCCGUGAGUACAGUCAGGUUGGUAAACAAAAGGGCCACCAGCUCACAGCUGGACCAGAUGUUCACCUGGUCGGAUAGUGCACGUAGAUACCUGCAAUGCAAGUACACGUAAGUGCACACUGUGUGGAUCGUGUCUCAGUUUAUUGUGGCGGCGGGUACCUUGGAGACACUUCGAGUGAGGCCAAGGCCGACUGCAGCCCUCCGACUGGAGCAGCGAGAGACAGCGCUGUGGUCAUAAUUGAGCUUUGACGUCUUAGCAGAUGACCGUUCUUUCUCUUGCUGUGCUGGCUCUCCGUAGCGUCGUUGUCCUUGCCCAUGGCUGAUCCACUGACCGCCUCCGCUUUAGUCGCCGUCACCGCAAUGUCGGUCAAGCUAUAAGCUGUGGGUGCCUGUCUCUUGCACCGGGCCUUGACAAACUUCUUGGCCGACAGGUAAAGUAGAAUUGCUGAUGCAUACAAAGAGACAAGCAUAAUUGACCAAGAAUUCACUGAUGUGUCCAUGGCUGACGCGCGUACAAUAGGGGUGUGAAAUGUCCAUGAUCAGGUCAACGAUUGAGAUGAGGACAGAAUAGAAGAGUUUGCUCCUCAGGUUCACGGCCUCGGCUUGAAGCAUGCCUGAUCAGGAACAUCACACCCCCUAUUGUACGUGUGUCAGCCAUGAAGAGGUGACUGACGUGGGAAGAUCACGUAGACCACCGCAGGUAGUGCUAUAAGCAGCGAAUUGCAUGUGGGAACUCCCUCCUGGAUAACAUCAUGAGAAACAAAGUUCGCUGUCUCUUAAUUGGCUCUGUUAGUCAGUUCGUACUUUGAGCGACCGCACGAGUUUAUUGACAAGUCCGAUAGCGGGCAUGAAGACUGCGAGAUAUAUGACAGCCAUCCGGAGUCGGUCAAUAUCAGUGGAUGAUGCAGCAGCAAAUCGUGGCGAGAGGGCAGCGAUCCAAAUUAUUGACAUAGUGAAUGCCAUCGUGACAGCUGCCGUGACCUUCAUAACAUACUCUCGUCUGGCCCUAAUACUCAACGAUCCCGCAACGCGCCAGAAGUACACAAAGAAAGCCGCAUAAUAUGAGCUCCAGUAAAUCGGAAUGAUGAUGUUUCUUCGUUCUUGGGUGUCGAAAUGGAGCCCAUGACCAAUAGAGAUCAGCAGACCGAGCGCCAAUGCCGGAAAAAAGACGAGCCACUCCUUCUUCAGCCGCACUAUCAUUCUUCGCCGGCCGGUCCCAUCUGUGACGAGCACGAGCAGGAGCAGCAGCAUGAGACAUUCUAUAAUGCGGCAUAGGAUGCCAAAAACCGGCCCAAACGUACUUGACAGACACCAAUAGAUGAACAUUAGAGUGCAACCGACGAGGACGAUCGCAAUGGCGAGAGCAAUUGCUGACUGCUGAAGUAGAGCCACAGAAAUUCGUCUCAAGGUCGUCACGAACGGCUCGGGUUCAAAAGUUGCACCAACAAGCACCUCUGUUGUGCUGCCGUCGUGAUGCAUCGUUCUAUACUCGAGGGUCGUCGGCCAUUCUUCAAAACUAGCCUCGUAGCUUGCCGCCUCCCUGAACUCAUGGACCAAAUCCGCUAUAAUACGCUCCUCACGACGCAGUUCAUGGCCAGAAACGGAAUCUCUCGUGUCGAUGGUUGAUGUUAUCGGGGCCCGUCUUUCGUGACGUGUUUCGUCGCCAUGCGCUACGGUUGUGAUGUGGUCGCUUGGUCCAGGUGCUGUGUUGUUUGUCUCUUCAGCGUCGUGCUGUUGUGGGCACGGCAGGCUGACUGAGGACGAGAGAUUGGACGAGAAGGUUGAGAGAGCGGCUGGUUGAUGUGCACAUUCAUCCCCAGGUGAUUGAGGCGGUCUCACAGCCUCGCCUUUCACCGUCACCACU